UUCGUCACUUCCGUUAGAGUCAACGUUUGCACGUGUUUGUACUGUUUGCCAGCGUGUGUUUACACGUUUGGUAACUCAAUGCUAACAUAUAACAUUUAUUUUGGCGUCCCAAUCUGAGUUACGCUGCCGUGAUGCCCAAAGUAAAGAAAUCCAAAGGAGGAGGAGAGAAGGGCGGCGGAGGAGCGGUGGCGCUGGCCGACCAGAUUUUGCAAGCGGACACGGUCCGAGCCCGAGGCCGGGUGAAGGGGCGAGACGCCCGGUCAGAGGACGAGGAUCAGUACGUAGACGAGCGUUUGUCGAGGAAGAUCUUACAGCAGGCCCGGAUUCAACAGGAAGAGCUGCAGACGGAAUAUGGGCUGGCCCCGGAGAAGAAGAAGGAACCAGUUACUGUUCUUGGCCCUGACUCUCAGGAUGCAGACUCAGAUGAGGAGUGGCCAGCACUGGGAGAAGCAGGUGUUGGUGAUGCUGACGCAGUGUGUGAUGCUGAAGUUGUUGUGGACCCCAGCGACGAGAAGGCCAUUGAGCUGUUCAUGAACAAGAACGUGCCAGUGAGGAGGACCUUGGCGGACAUCAUCAUGGAAAAGAUCACAGAAAAGCAGACUGAGGUUGGAACAGUGAUGUCUGAGGUGUCAGGGCACCCGAUGCCACAGCUGGACCCGAGAAUAAUAGAAGUGUACAAAGGUGUAAGUAAGGUUUUGUCAAGGUACCGGAGCGGUAAACUGCCGAAGGCUUUUAAAAUAAUACCAGCGCUCUCAAAUUGGGAGCAGGUUCUGUAUUUGACCGAGCCUGAAUCCUGGACUGCAGCUGCCAUGUACCAAGCCACUAGAAUCUUCUCCUCCAAUCUCAAAGAGCGAAUGGCCCAGAGAUUUUACAACCUGGUGCUGCUGCCUAGAGUGCGGGACGACAUUGCGGAGUACAAGCGACUCAACUUUCACCUCUACAGUGCCCUGAAGAAGGCCCUGUUCAAACCAGGAGCAUGGUUUAAAGGUAUACUCAUUCCGUUAUGUGAAUCUGGGACCUGUACCCUCAGGGAAGCCAUCAUUAUUGGAAGCAUACUAACCAAAUGCUCAAUCCCUGUGCUGCACUCCAGCGCAGCAAUGCUAAAAUUGGCAGAGAUGGAGUACAACGGUGCCAACAGCAUUUUUCUGCGUCUCUUGCUGGACAAGAAGUACGCCCUGCCUUUCCGUGUCCUAGAUGCCUUGGUGGCCCACUUCCUCUCCUUCCGCAGUGAAAAACGUGUUCUUCCUGUGCUGUGGCAUCAGAGCCUUCUCACCCUGGCCCAGCGCUACAAGGCCGACCUGGGCUCUGAGCAGAAGGAAGCUCUGCUGGAGCUGCUCAAGAUCCAAACGCACCCUCAGAUUUCAGCAGAGAUUCGCAGAGAGCUGCAGAACUCAGAAUCAAGAGAUGUUGAAGUUGGGCUGCCGGUUAUAGUCGAGAUGGACUGAUUCAGUCUGGUGUGGUGCAUCUCACUGCUUUUCAUGCUGGCUCAGCUUUAAAAGACUUUGGUUACUGUCACAGUGGAAAUGUAAAAAUAACAAGACCUUUGUGUAAUCUGGUGGUUGUAACUCUGGUCAUGCUCCAUCUUGUUUGCACAGAAACAUGCUCAUUAGUGGUGAUGUAAGAUGGUUUUCAAAAACACAAGUCUGAGCUUGGGAAUAACUGUUUUUUUGUGAGUUUGAUUCUGAGUUGGAUGAAAUGGCAACAUGGAUAAAAAAAUCUAAUGAAUGCUAUGGAUAAUGGUUGCUGAUUUUUCAUUAUUGGUUGGGCCUUUUAGCCAGCGACAAAAACUCAACUCAAGUGAUCACUUCAAGAAUCAAGUGAUAACUUGAAGACAACGUUGAGUUGUCUUCAAGUUAUCACUUGAUUCACUAUUAAAGUAAUAGUUGAUUAGAAUUUAGAAUUUUAAAAAAUCUAUUUAUUUCAGUCACUGCAGCUGAGAUUGGUUAUCAGUAAACCUUUGGAACAUCUAACAUAUUGCUUUUGUCAGUUUGUCACAAUAAAGAGAAAAUACAAACUUC
This is a messenger RNA of Girardinichthys multiradiatus, 2018 nucleotides long. It is a transcript of the gene bysl, whose product is annotated as bystin-like. The record is from RefSeq and is a predicted model, not a curated record. Gene Ontology annotation, cellular component: cytoplasm; nucleolus; preribosome, small subunit precursor. Lineage: Eukaryota; Metazoa; Chordata; Actinopteri; Cyprinodontiformes; Goodeidae. Gene Ontology annotation, biological process: rRNA processing. The transcript has 7 exons. Gene Ontology annotation, molecular function: snoRNA binding. Bases 132 to 1445 code for a protein of 437 amino acids.